Pelobates fuscus (common spadefoot toad) is the source of this 1542-nucleotide messenger RNA. It is a transcript of the gene RNF5, whose product is annotated as ring finger protein 5. Bases 66 to 572 code for a protein of 168 amino acids. The transcript is spliced from 6 exons. Gene Ontology annotation, molecular function: ubiquitin protein ligase activity; ubiquitin-like protein conjugating enzyme binding; metal ion binding. Gene Ontology annotation, cellular component: endoplasmic reticulum. The record is from RefSeq and is a predicted model, not a curated record. Gene Ontology annotation, biological process: ubiquitin-dependent protein catabolic process. NCBI's taxonomy places the organism in Eukaryota, Metazoa, Chordata, Amphibia, Anura, Pelobatidae.
GAUUCGUGUCCUCUCCCGUGACAGCCCACGACUUGUCCCGGCUAGGGUCCGAUCUGUCAGUUGCCAUGGCGGCGGCUGCUGGCAGCCCCGGGGCGGCCUAUGAGUGUAAUAUCUGCCUGGAGACUGCCCGGGAGCCGGUGGUCAGUGUGUGUGGUCACCUGUACUGCUGGCCUUGUCUUCAUCAGUGGUUGGAGACCCGACCUGAUCGUCAGGAAUGUCCUGUGUGUAAGGCGGGUGUCAGCAGAGAGAAUGUUAUCCCAAUAUAUGGCAGAGGAGGCACGAACCAACAGGACCCCAGAUUAAAGACUCCACCUAGACCUCAGGGACAGAGACCGGAGCCAGAGAACAGAGCAGCAGGGGGGGUUCCAGGAUUCACAGACACAGGCUUCCACAUGUCUUUUGGCAUCGGAGCUUUCCCUUUUGGCUUUUUCACUACCGUCUUCAAUACUAAUGAAUUUCACUCCGCCCCCCGCGCAGAAACUGGGCUGGCUCCAGGAAGAUUUUUUGGAUUGCUGGAUUCCCUCUUCCUAUUGAUUGCCAUUUUCUUCUUUUUCUGGCUAAUCAGCGUAUGAGACCCAAACACUCCUGUACACUAGUACUCAAAAGCUGAGACUGCAGAACAAUCCCUCAUCCCAAGACACUUCUUGCAUUCUGAGCCCCCUUCCAGGGGAUAUUCCCAUAAUUAACACUCCAUGCCAUAUUGGACGGUUAAAAUAUAUAAUUCUAUAUAUUCCGACAACAAAGUCUUCAUGUAAAAUCAUUUUUUUUUUUCUUGCUGGGCACUUUAUAAACGUUAACUUUGAGGGUAUUGUAAAGUAUCUGAAAGCUUUAUUUGUAAUCCUAUACUGUACAUCACGUUUCUUUCCCCCCCACUCCUUUUAUUGCACAUUAUCAUCAGUUUACCUGGAAGAUCAUGGACUAAUUGUUGCUGGACUAUAGUGGUCCAGCAUGGCAACUUUUAGCGUCUUUUAUGUCUGAAUUAGUAAUUAUUCUCGUUCACUGACAUUAAGCUUUCAUAGUCUUUUUCAAUGUGGGGGCUUUUCACUAUGGUGCUUAUUCUCUAUAAAACUGCCCAAACCACAUCUAAAUUUUAAGUAUAGAAGGUUCUUUGUUUCAAAGAAUUGUAUAGGUUUACUAUUCUUUGUUUUGGUUUUCCUCUACUAGAGCACAACUAUUAUUUGUUUAGAAAAUGAAGUGGCCAUCAGGCUCUGACAUAGAUUACCAAGUUGUCUAUAAAAAUGCAGACACUAAAUGCACUAUACGUCCCUUAUGGGGAGUCCUUUCCAUUAAGGUUGUCAGCCUUAACUCUACUAACUGCUAUGACGCGCAUGUAUAACUUUCUUACUCCACUAGGUGACAGCACUGGCCUUAUAAGUGUGAGGUGUUGGUUUAUCCAUCAGAGAGACAGAGGUGCUGAUAAUCCAGUUAUAAAACACACUGAUAAAUUUGCUAAAUCAAAGCACUAUGCCCCAUGCAGUGGCUACCACUGAGUAACUGUACUUCAGGAAACUGGUUUUCUCAUUAAAAUAAUAUCUCCAUAAA